AUGGAAAAAAUCGCUUUGCGGUAUGUCGUAUCUGCAAGAGUUCUGUCCACCAGCCUGGGUCUCACUACUGCCAGGGAUGUGCUUAUAAGAAGGGUGAGUGAUGGAAAUUCUGCCGCAAACAUGAAAUGUGAAACAUACUAUUAA
This is a messenger RNA of Staurois parvus, 144 nucleotides long. The record is from the annotation of a GenBank genome assembly. Lineage: Eukaryota; Metazoa; Chordata; Amphibia; Anura; Ranidae.